CGUGAUAACUGUCCCAAAUUUUCGGUUCAACCUAUUCACCACAGGCUAUAACGUUUGGAGGAGCUGAAUGAAACUCUGAGACGAAAAGAAAAAGGCUUGACAUCUUAAGUUUCUCUUGUCAAGACAGAGAGAGCAGCAGAAGAGUAAAGAGGAAAAUCAAUUUGGCAUUAUAAGUGGAAACACUGCAUUCAGAAUCAAAGUUGCAGGUUCUUUUAAAGGGUGUCAGCUUCAAGGACUGUCACUCAACCACGCACCAGAGAGAAUAUUAGUGGGAUACACUCAAAAGAACGACAGAACGCACGAUGGAUCGCAGAAUCCCCGAUUUUGCUGGCACUUGGAAAAUGAAAAGCUCCGAGAACUUCGAAGAGCUUCUCAAAGCACUGGGUGUGAACGUGAUGCUGCGUAAGAUUGCGGUCGCAGCCGCGUCGAAGCCAUCUGUGGAGAUUACGCAGAACGGAGAAACCCUGUCAAUCAAGACCUCCACCUCUGUAAGGACCACCCAUGUCACCUUCACAGUUGGACAAGAGUUUAACGAGGCCACUGUGGAUGGACGUCCCUGCACGAGCCUUCCUCGUUGGGAAACAGACAGCAAGAUUAGUUGCGAACAGACUUUGCAGAAAGGUGAGGGUCCAAAAACCUCAUGGACCAGGGAGAUAACCAAUGACGGUGAACUGAUUCUGACCAUGACCGCAGACGAAGUGGUGUGCACAAGAGUUUAUGUCAGAGAGUGAAAGUAUGAGGAAAAAGGAAGACUAUCCGUCGAGAUCACUCUCUUUCCUCGUUAACCACAAUGACUGUGAUUUUAUAUCAUCUGUUUCCUUUCUCCCUCAUCUUUUCUUUCAUGCUGUUUUGUUCACAAUGUAUUUGAAUAAUACUUCAGAGAGCCAUGCAAAUAAUUCAUGUGAGGUUCCAGACAUUUUAAAUUGGGCCCUGAUUUGUCGUUUAAAAAAUACAUCAUUUUGGGCUCAAAAGCACUUUUAAGGGUUGGUCUUUACAGAUGAAGACCUGGAAAUCUGAAGCUUGGAAACCAGACUUUGGUGAGACAGUCCAUCAGAAUAUCAGUAAAGGUGCGGUCAAAUUAAUAUUGUAAAUUUUCCCAGGUGAAAUUCAGUCAUUUCAAUAAUGAUCUGUAUUAAUGGGAAUUUCCAAACUCAGAUUUUGGGAAAAAAUCAAGCUGGAUUGACUAUGUGUGAGCUGUGCUUCAUGCAUCAUUUCUCUAAUGACAACAGACAAUUGACCUUUUUUGCCAGCAAAAUUUCGCUAAUGCGACCGCACCUUAAGAAUGUAAGCCAAUGUACGAUAUGCUGUCGGAACAUGUUAUAUCUGUAGUUUAGUCCAUUAUUUUUUUGUUAAAUCUCCUCAGUUGACCCUUCGCUAAGCUCCGCCAUGAAUUGUAACUGACCAAUCUUACUUUAGUAACUAUUGCUGUUUCCAUCAUCCAGUGUACCUCUACGGAGAAACUGUGUUUGGAUAGAUUUUGAAUUUUGGAUAGAUUUUGAUUUUGAAAACUUACAGUUGUUCUACAGUCAAUUUUACUGUAUUCAGCUGAUUGUGAGAAGUGUGUGCCUUGAUUUUGAUUUGCUGUUACUACAGUUUAUAAAUCUUACAGCAUAAUUUGAAACUUUUGUUAAAGAUAAGAUAUUUCACCCAAAAUGAAAAUUACCCUAUGAUUUAUUCACCCUCAAGCCAUUCAAGGAAUGUGUGACUUUCUUCUUUCAGUAGAAUAUAAUCAGUUUUAUUAAAAAAAUGUCCAGGGUCUUCCAAGCUUAUAAUGGCAGUACAUGGGUAUUGAGAUUUUGAAGUUCAAUAAAGUGCACAAUUAUUUAUGUAAGAAAAAUACCCAUAUUUAAAACUUCUUAAACUGUAAUCUCUAUCUUAUGCUAGGACAUAGGGGUAGCAUAACCUCUCAAGAACCAAGUUUUAUUUAUAGCAAAGGAAAACAAGUCUCCUCUUGACUUAUAUAGAAAUUCUCCAACAUUUUUCUUUACAAAUCUUCGUUUUGUACUUUUAAUUUGUGACUGGCGUUUUGUUUUGCUCUCUCCUCUGCUACGUCCUACGUCAUUCGCUGGAACGGCGUUCUCUCGUGAACGUGUGCUUGACAGUUAGCGGAAGCUAGAGAUUAUGGUCUAUAAAGUUCUUACAUAAACACACAGAUUCACUUCAGGAGGCUUUUAUUACCCCCUGAGUCGUGUCGAGUACUUCUUAUGAUGGAUUUAUGCACUUUAUUGGACUUUAAAAUCUCAACACCCAUUCACCGCCAUUAUAAGCCUUGGAAGAGCCAGGACAUUUCUUAAUAUAACUCCAAUUGUAUUCAUCUGAAAGAAGAAAGUCAUAUACACCUAGGACGGCUUGAGGGUGAGUAAAUUAUGGGGUAAUUUUAAUUUUUGGGUGAACUAUCCCUUUAAGAAAAAGGCAGAUUCAAUGUUUCAAUUCAUUCCACCCCGAAAAGACAAAAUCCAAUCAAGAUUUUAACACUUUAUGAGCACAUUUUACUCAAAAAUACAUUGUUUAUUGAAAUAUCCAAUUCAUUCCUAAGUGACGUUCUGUGCUGUCUGAUGUAGGAAUGGUACAAAGGGCGGAGCUAAGCGAAGGGUCAUUUGUAAUUAGAACCCCAUGAAACUCCAAUCCCAACCUUCUCUUUUCUUCUUUAAUUUUUUGUAUAUAUUUUAAUAAAACCUGAAUCUUCAUCCAAAAUCUCUUUAUAUUUUUCAUUUUUAUACAAACAGUUUCAGCAGUCAUUACUUAUUUCUCUGCAUGCACAAUAAAGGUUACUGCCAAGA
This is a messenger RNA of Labeo rohita (rohu), 2780 nucleotides long. RefSeq names its product cellular retinoic acid binding protein 2, a (gene crabp2a). The transcript is spliced from 4 exons. Lineage: Eukaryota; Metazoa; Chordata; Actinopteri; Cypriniformes; Cyprinidae. The record is from RefSeq and is a predicted model, not a curated record. Gene Ontology annotation, molecular function: fatty acid binding. Bases 303 to 731 code for a protein of 142 amino acids. Gene Ontology annotation, biological process: fatty acid transport. Gene Ontology annotation, cellular component: cytosol; nucleus.